Molecule: messenger RNA, 527 nt
Organism: Aspergillus costaricaensis CBS 115574
Lineage: Eukaryota; Fungi; Ascomycota; Eurotiomycetes; Eurotiales; Aspergillaceae
Exons: 1
Coding region: 113-397 (94 amino acids)
Source: RefSeq, a predicted model, not a curated record
AUUAAUCCCGUAGCUUUGAAGCUGCUGUCCAUUAGACAGUCACCAUAUUAGGUAGACAUCUGAAUUUGAUUCAGAGUCUGUCGAAAUAGAUGUCGAAGUGAGUGAAGAUGGAAUGAGAAAAAACAAAGGGCGGCUUUAUAUGAAGAAAAUCUCCCCCGGUUCGCUAACAGGCCAAUCAUCGGCAGCACAGAGAUUAAUCCAUCUCCAGAUGUUUGUUCUGUUUGCGGCAUUUGCGCUGUUUGGCGGCAUUUCGCAUCAAAAAAAUGUAGAGGGCAAUUUUCUGACGCAGGCUACAGCGUCGACGUUUUUUUUGUGUUGGCAUUCGCUUUUUUUGUUGUCCGGGGGAUUUUCUCUUGCCUUGGACAUUUUCUGGAAGGCAAUCAUUGGCUUUCUGUGAAUCUUCUUUUGUCCUGUUCACGGUAUGAAUCACCUCUUUUGACUGCCAUGAUCGUCUGUCCGAUUAGGAAAUAAGUAAAUUCUGUGUCAAUCCAUACUAAUGAACCUUGAAUCCAUAGACUAUACCCUUC